AUGCGCGCAAGUACUUUGUUAGCAGCCGUCGCCUUCGCUGGAGCUGAAGUCGUAUCAACAUCCACGCUCCGAUUUACCGGCAUCUCCCCACGAAGUUUAACAAGCGCGCGCGACGUCAAGCACAUACUCCACUUUUCGGAUGUCCACCUUAACAUUUCCGAGUCACUGAACGCUACCGAGUCCGCGGAAAUGCACUUCGAGUAUGGAGACGACGCCCCAAUCACCCUGCUUACGUCUGCGCUCGAGUUCGCCAAGAAAUUGAUGCCCGACCCAGACUUUUUCCUCUACACUGGAGACCACGUCGCGCAUGGUGAACUGAUCAACGAGUUCCUUGCCGAGACGGUGGAGACGAACGUCGAGACCAUGGCGCACUACUACGCGACUGCGGACAACGACACAAACCUGGACGUCACUGCUCUGAUCGGCAACGCUGACACUUCUCCCGAUUACACGAUGAACGUGACGGACCCUAACACCGAGGUGAACCCGUCGAUCUCGCUGAUAUCGGCGGCAUGGCAAGACACGCUGUCCAAGUCCAACCUCGACUGGUAUAACCGCCGCGGCUACCUGACCUACGACCUCGACGACAAGCUGGUGGUGCUGACGCUCAACACGGUGCCCUAUAUGCAUGCCGUCCAGCCAAGCCACACGCCGAACACGACCAACAUGACGGACCCCUUCGGCCAGUUCGCGUGGCUCAACGAAACUCUCCUAGAGCUCCGAAGGUCCGACAAGUUCGGGUACAUCGUCGGGCAUAUCCCUCCCAUCAUCGACUCGUUCAGCGGCGCCCAGAUGUGGGAGGCCUCAUACAUCGCCACGUACAAGGCGAUUGUGAGCGAGUUCACCGACAUCAUCAAGGCGCAGUUCUUCGCCCACGUUCACAGUAUCGAGUUCCGCGUCCCUCUCUCUUCCGAGCAGCAAGCGCAGGAGGAAGCCGAGGGGGCGGAGCUUGUGCCGCUGUUCAUGUCCGCAGCUAUCUCGCCCAUCUACGACAACAACCCAGCCUUCAUGGUCUGGGACUUCGACCCUGCCACGUACGAGCUGCUGGACUUCACCGUGUACGGCACCAACAUCUCGUCCGACAGCCAGGAGCUCGACUGGCAGCCGCUCUUUACCGCCAGCACGGAGUACGGCGUCGAUUCGUUGCGCACGUCGGAGCUGAACGCGUUCGUGGACCGCGCAGCGUCCGACUCCGCCUUAUUGGAGCAGUAUUACUACAACUCCAAGGCGCAGUCGUACCUGCAGUCGUCGUGCCAGGACGUCGCGUGCCAGUCCAAGUGGCUCUGCACGACGCAAUGGUACACGACGUCGGAGGACUUCGAAGCCUGCGUGGUCGAGCUGGAGACCAAGCGCAAGUAG
Messenger RNA from Phytophthora sojae, 1359 nucleotides. RefSeq lists its product as hypothetical. The record is from RefSeq and is a predicted model, not a curated record. Lineage: Eukaryota; Oomycota; Peronosporomycetes; Peronosporales; Peronosporaceae. The coding region runs from base 1 to 1359 and encodes 452 amino acids. Gene Ontology annotation, molecular function: hydrolase activity. The transcript is spliced from 3 exons.